Gopherus flavomarginatus (Mexican gopher tortoise) is the source of this 1747-nucleotide messenger RNA. RefSeq names its product FTO alpha-ketoglutarate dependent dioxygenase (gene FTO). The transcript has 8 exons. Lineage: Eukaryota; Metazoa; Chordata; Testudines; Testudinidae. Gene Ontology annotation, biological process: DNA alkylation repair; RNA repair; regulation of multicellular organism growth. Gene Ontology annotation, molecular function: mRNA N6-methyladenosine dioxygenase activity; ferrous iron binding; broad specificity oxidative DNA demethylase activity. The coding region runs from base 97 to 1413 and encodes 438 amino acids. The record is from RefSeq and is a predicted model, not a curated record.
GUAGGAAGAAGCUGAAAAGACUACUGGGAGGCCGAGCGCGGCGGUGUGGGGCGCUGUACGCGUCUGGGGCUGUGCUCGAGCGCGGCGGGCAGCAGCAUGAAGAGGCGAGCAGGGGCGAGAGAGAAAAAAGAAGCCAAGAAACAAAAGCUUCUUGAAGAACUUGGAGAGAGUUGGCUUCCAUAUCUGACACCUAGAGAUGCCGAAUUCCACCAACUGUGGAAGACCGCAUAUUCCAAACUCCUCCUCAGGAAAGCUGAUAAGAUACCCCAAGAACUUCAUCACAUAGUGCAGGAAGCCUUUUUGACCUUGCAAAAACAUGAUUGUUUCUUCCAAGAUCUUGUUAGGAUCAAAGGAAAAGAUUUUCUUACACCAGUAUCUCGUAUAUUAAUUGGAAACCCAGGAUGCACUUACAAAUACUUGAACACAAGACUAUUUGCUGUUCCAUGGCCUAUGGAGGAUUAUGAAAUAAAAUAUUGCCAUCCUGAACUAUUUACAGCUUGUAAAGCUUUAAUCAAACUUAAUGACUUUUUGACUAUAGAGGCAGUCCAGGCUUUGCAAGAACAAAAUUUAUCUGGGACCAAUGAAACUGAAGGUACUGCUGUUACAGAUAGAGAACAGGAUUUUUCUAAUUUUAUUAUGGGGUCCCUCUUAGAAGAUCAAAGCAGUCUUUAUACACCAGUGAAUGACUGCACCAAUCUGAAGUAUAGAACAUCUUAUAACUUGACUUUAUUGAAUUAUAUGGAUCCUCUACAAAUGCCGUACUUGAAACAAGAGCCUUAUUUUAGAAUGGGGAAUAUGGCAGUGAGCUGGCACCAUGAUGAGAAUCUGGUUGAAAGGUCAACAGUAGCUGUGUACAGUUACAGCUGUGAAGGUUCUGAAAGUGACAAAGUUAAUGAACAGGAUGUGGAAGGGAGAGACCCAGCUGAUUGGCAUGUAGGCCUGAAGGUAGCAUGGGACAUAAAGACACCUGGACUGGCAAUACCCCUUCACCCAGGAGACUGCUAUUUUAUGCUGGAUGAUCUCAAUAUGACACAUCAGCAUUGUGUUCUGGCUGGUUUUCAGCCACGCUUCAGCUCUACCCACAGAGUGGCAGAGUGCUCAACAGGAACACUGGAAUAUAUUUUUGGACAGUGUGAAGUUGCACUUCAGAAUUUACAGGUUGAUUCUGAUUCAGCGGCUUUAUCUUUGAAAUCACUGGAAGUCCAAGUUGUAAAAGAAGUGGAAGAAAUCCAUAACGAGGUCGAAUUUGAGUGGCUUAGGCAGUUUUGGUUUCAGGGCAAACGCUAUAGGAAUUGCACUGAUUGGUGGUUUGAACCAAUGGCUAAAUUGGAAGAAUUCUGGAAAAAGAUGGAGUUUAUGUGGAUGGACACGGCUGGCGCUGGUGCUAAGAAGUCCUCCUCUCUACACCAGUGAUAGACGGGCAGACGGAUGAUUUGAAGCAACAGAAAUUUCUCAUCAAAAGGGGUCAUUCCUGCUACUGUAUGCAGGAACCACUUCCUGCUCAUCCUCUAUAGGAGCCGAUGCUGUAUGUCAAGCUCUCCUCAGGAGUCACUUUAAAGAAAAUGCCUGGAAUACAGCAAAAAUAAAAGGGCCUUUGCCAGCUGUUCUGAGCAAAGGAACCUGUUUAUAACCUGUAACUGGUCCCCUUACAGGCAUCAACAUGCAGUCCACAAAGCUCGUAAUAUAGGUACCUCCUUCCCUUCUCCAAACCAGCUGUAUGACCUUCUGUCUUUUGAUGGGACAUAAA